ACUUGGGGUGCGGUGGGGGAGCUGGUAAUAAUGAAGUUGAUGGGAGGCUUUCGAAAGCGUAAUGUAGUGCGGAUGGCGGGGGAGGGAAGGAGGGGAGUGUGAUACACCCACGGAGCUGCAGCUUUCAAGCUCGAGAAUAGCAGGAUCCGACGUGGGACCAAGGCAAACAACAAGCUAACGCUGCCUCUACUCGAAUCGCCCCGCGGAAGGAAGGUCGCCCGGGGACCAGGAUGUGGAAUUGUAGUUUUCACGACCUCUGACCGGCGUUACAUCCGAGUGAUGGGAUGGGACGGCUGGACUGACGACGCUGCCUCUUGUUCUGGUCCUUUCCGGUUGUGCUGCAGGAGUCAUGCCAUGGCAUCACACCACCCACUCCUUUCACGCCAACCCACCGAGCACCCCGAGAAGCACCACUGAGGGCCAUACCCUGUCGCUUUUCUCCCGCGAGUCACCCAUUUUCUGUGAGGAGCCAACAACCAUUCCUUUCGCGUUCUGUUUCGUGUAGUUCACGGGCCAUCAGUAAUAUACACGACCUGUGGUUGUAGGUUGACGACAUCAUAGUACCUCCGCCCCUGCCCUUGUUAUGAGGCCACGUUGUGGUUUUCGCAUCCGUUUAGUACCGGUGAUUUUCGCAGUUUUCUAGGCAGUGCGCUGAUUUGUAACAAGGGCAUUUCAGUUGUUGAAACCCCCUUCCCCAAACAGUGGGACGGUGAUGCCAUACACAUCUAUGGAAAUGCGAGGCUAUUAUUGCAGGAGAGAUCAAUUUGGCAAUUGUGUGCAGUGGUAGAGAGGUUCCUUCAGGUGUUCCAGUGGAGUUGGCUUUUCCCUCUUCGACGCUCUCCCUGUUACGUUCUAGAUACAUAUGGAGGCGCUGGAGAUGCCAAAAGAAAGGCGGAUGAAGCCAAGUGGUACAAGGUGCAAACCUUCAAUGGUAGAUCCUGCUGCUAGUCAUCAACAUGUAAGGCUACGCAUCAACCUCCCUAUCUCGCCUGCAAGAUGUUUUCCUGGCUCUAAGAAACGAGCAAAGUCCACUGGUACAUCUGUCAAUACACACCAUGAAUCAGCCAUUUCGGAUCUUAGUGACCACAAGUCUGGUGAUACCGAGUCUACUUCACCUGCUCCUGAACACCAAGACUUCUCAAAUACAUCUUUGAAAGAACUUCGGAGACGAUAUGAGUCCAAGUUUGGCACAGUUGCUUUGUCCAACAACAGCGACUACCUCAAAAGGAAGUUGUCUGGUCAAUGUGGUCCAUCCCGCUUACGGAGAACAAACCUGGAUCAUGAUGUGACAAUUGACAAGUCUCCGAGGAGAUCUCCCAAAAGAUCCCCAUCGUCCAGGAGACGAAAGGUGGAGAACGUUUUAGAACCAGUUGCUCGAAGAGUGGAAGCUGAGGGAGCGGUAGAAUCAGAACUCGAGGUUGCCGAUGCCGGAGAUGAUGAUUCAGAACCAGAUUAUGAUAUGCAAGCUGGGGAUGCCUUCACUCCUUUGAAAAAACAACGAAGUGGUCGGAAAUAUGGAGGCGCUACUCAAUGGACUAAUCAAGCUGAAGAGAUCCGGCGAAUCGUCCGAAAGAAGCGGCGCAAUAGAGCGUUUCCUCCACAGACACUUGUUUGGGCUAAACUUGAGGACCGUCCAUGGUGGCCUGCAAGAGUGGUUAACCUUGAGGAGCUGCCAGAAUCUGUGCUAGAUGUGGUGAUUUGUAGGAAGAAACUUGUGGGAUUGACAUGCGUGGAACUUUUUUGUUUACCGACGACUGAUAAGAAGCGAUUUGCAUGGUUAGAAAGGGAGAACUUGACCUCGUACAAGAAGUUCCAGAAGGAUUUCAAUGAGCAGAAGUUCCCUGAGCGGUUUGAAGACAGAAAUUUUCAGUUGGCACUGAAAGAAAUCUUCGAGGAAUCAAAACGCAGACGAACUGCAGACAUCACAGCAGUAGAAACGAACUUCUUUAGCGACGAGAGUGAUUCAUCCAUGGAGCUGCGUUCAUCCAACACUUCUUCAAGUGAUAAGGGUGGGUCGGAAGCUUUUGUACCCCUGGGUACAGAGAAGAUUGAUAGAGAGGGGAAGCACUUAAAAUACAAGGCGGAGAUUGAUCAAGGGAAAUUGAAGCAGAUAGGAAUAAAUAAAGCGCAGAUAAUGAAGGCGGAAGACUUGAAGCCAGCAAGAACUGUUUGGCCAAUCAAAGGGGACGAAGAUCAAAUACUCUGGAACUUAAAGAAGUCGAAAGGCAAUGGUGGCGACAUGAAUCAUAAGAGGAAGAGAUUUCUCAUGGAUAAGCAUCUGAAAGAAGAUUCACAGUGUUCCUCCGACGAGGCUGAGGAUGUAAUGAUGUCUGAUUCUCUACCGAAUAAAGCAGUUAGUGGCUCCAAGUUCAAUCGGCAAAGCUAUGGGAAGAAGCUGAGUAGAAGUCUCUCACUUGCUGGGGACUUGGUCAAAGUCGACAAGGAUGGGUCUCGGAAACCCAAGAGGACUGGUGAAGACGGGUAUUACUAUGACUGUGAGGUUUGCGGCAUAGGUGGUGAAUUGCUGUGCUGCGAUCUUUGCCCUCGUGCUUAUCAUCUGGAGUGUUUGAUGCCUCCUCUUAAGCGCACUCCUCCAGGCAAGUGGGUAUGUCCAACAUGCCGCGACCGAUCAGGGGUUAUGAGAUCAGUUGGCAGUUCCUUGGCUGACGUAAGGCAGCAAGCUAAAGUCAAUUGUGUUAAGGAUCCUUCAGCAAAUGCUGACUACAAGGUAUGGCGAAAAGAGAAGCCCGUGGUGCCCCCGGUCAUGUCACCAAACAGUCUUUCCAAGAGAACGAGAGAGGAUUCGGAUGCAAGGAGGCGGAGGAAGCGUGCGAAAUCUAGGGGAGGAGAAGAUGGUCAGAGGAGGCUCAACUGUGGCUAUUGUGGGGUCGAGACUUCUGUGUUACGAAGUUCUGGUUUAUGUGACAAGUGCCACUCUGAAAUCAGGGUGGGUAUUGUUAAUGAGAGUCCUUCGAAUAUCGCCCCUGUGGAAUGCGUGGAAACAAGGCUAAAAGAAAAGGAUAACCAAAAGACCCCCAAAACCCCAUGGUUUUGCUCUAAUUGCAUUUCAGAAGGCGAUCAUAAGCUUGGGGAUGAGCAAACUUUUGAUGCUUUAUCUGCCGAGGUACAUUGUGUUCUUGGUUGUCGGUUUACAACCGGUCAGGGUUCGCCUUUACCCAGAUGUAUUACUGAGAUGAAGAAAGAUAGGCAACUGAAAGUUGACACUCAGGAGGUUGAAGAGGAGAAUGCCAAUGGCUCCGUGUCAAGCAUACUUGAAAGACCUAGCGAUGGUGCAGUGAUAGAAUGGAAGGUUGUGAAAAGAAAGCAGGCAUCCGAUGUGGAUCCAAUUGGUGCAGCUCAGGUGGCUGUGCCGAUGGACAUAGAUUCUCUGUCAGGUAUUUCUGCUGGAGCUGGUACAGUGGUAAAUAUGCAACGCAAAUCAGCCGACUCGAAAGAAGAGGAACUGAACGCUAAUAUAUUUGUGUCAGAGAGUGAAAGUAUUCCAGAGAGAACAUCUGCACGGGCUAUCACUGAAGAUAGAUUAUCCUCUAAAUUGUCAAGUAACGGUGCAAUUCAAGCCGUCGAGGGUCCUUCCUUUGUGAUUGAGAUUGGCGGCCAUGAUAUGAAUUUGAAUAUCCAGUUGCCGCUUGACAAUGUUGCAAAGACUGAUGGAAAUGUCACAAGCAAGGACAUUACAUGUAGAAAGCUGUCGAAUUUCGUAUUAGGGCAAGACGAAGAAGUAACAACCAAGAUCAAAAAAAUUGAGAGUGGGAAAGACAUAGCUGGAGAUGUCGUUGUGGAGAAGAAAGGAAACACAGGACCUUUGUGUGACAGCAACACUUCUGGCACUGCUGAACAAAGGGGUCAAUCUUCACGAGUGGAGUUUCUUGUGAAGUGGCGAGGUAGGUCCCACAUACAUAACGAAUGGGUUAGUGAGAAGAGGCUGCAAAUCAUUGCAAAACGAAAACUGGAAAGGUUUACGACAAAAAAUGGGAGAGCUCCCCAAAUCAUUCUGGAUGAACAAUGCUUAAAGCCGCAGCGAGUAUUAGCACGCAAAUCAGGCAAGAAUGGCUGUUCUGAAGUAUUAGUGAAGUGGCACAGCGUGCCGUACGAUGAGUGCACUUGGGAAAAAGAAAAACAUCCUGUUAUUGCUGAGAAAAUUGAGCUACUUAAAGUUUAUGAGCAUUUUGAAGCAGCAGCAGUCGCAAAAAAGACCAAUGUGGUGGCAAAUGAUAGCCGUCCUUCAGAAAUUAAAGAACUUACCGAACAGCCAGAGUGGUUUAAAAAGGGAGGUGUGCUGUACCCUCACCAGCUGGAAGGUUUGAACUGGUUGAGGAAAAGCUGGUACCAGCGCAAAAAUGUGAUACUGACAGAUGAGAUGGGCUUGGGCAGGACCAGAUCGGCAUGCGCAUUUCUAUCUUCCCUCCACCGUGAGUUUCAUGUAAACGGUCCUUGUCUGGUUCUUGUGUCUCUUUCCACUAUGCCGAAUUGGUUGGCAGAAUUUUCUAUAUGGGCUCCUUUCUUAAAUGUCAUCGAAUAUCAUGGUUCCGCGGAGGCAAGGGCUGUGAUCCGGGAGUAUGAGUGGUAUGCCACGCAUACUGGAAAAUCAGGUGAUGAGGGAAAACAUCCAGAUUUCCAAGCAUUCAAAUUUAAUGUCAUGCUUACACCGUAUGAGAUAAUGAUUGCUGAUUCAAGUCAGCUUCGUUCGGUUCCUUGGGAAGUCCUGAUAGUUGACGAAGUUUCCAUACUGAAAAAAUUUGAAAGCAAGCUCUCUACACUCAACACAUUUAAAAUUGGCCACCGAAUCCUCUUGAGGGGCACGCCUCUUCAGAAUGAUCUGGAUGAGUUGUUCAGCCUUCUCAAUUUUCUUCAAUCCGAAAUAUCUCUUACUCGGGGUUCAUUUGAGCAGAAAUUCGGCCAUUUGAGCACGUCUGAGCAAGUGGAUAAGCUCAAGAAACUCGUUGUGCCUCACAUGUGUGAGUUAAAUGAAAACGACAUGCAAGAUAAACUCCCCCAAGCCGAGCGGGUUGUUGCUGUUGAGAUGACGCCUGCGCAAGCAGAGUAUUACCGUACUCUUUUAACCAAAAACUAUCGGCUGCUAAGGCAAGCAGGUGGUGGCAGGCCAAGCGACCAGAAUCAGACUUUGCUGAAUAUUAUGAUGCAACUUCAGAAAGUUUGCAACCAUCCAUACCUUCUUUCAGAAAUGGAGCCAAAAGCAGGAGAUGCCAAGCUUUUGCAUGAGAUGCGCAUUAAGACAUCUGCAAAGUUGACACUUUUGCACUCCAUGUUGCAUCAUUUGAAGAAAGGAGGUCACCGUGUUCUGAUUUUCUCGCAGGUGACAAAGCUUUUGGAUAUUCUGGAAGAUUAUUUGUCAUUUGAGUACGGUCAUCAAAGCUUCGAGCGAGUAGAUGAGUCAGCUCCAAUGACUGAGCUGCAGAAAGCUAUCUUUCGGUUUAACCAGGAUCAGUCCCAGUUUGUGUUUCUCUUGUCCACACGCUCAUGUGGAUUUGGCAUUAAUAUGGCCACAAUAGACACGGUCAUAAUUUAUGAUUCAGACUUCAACCCUCAUGCAGACAUCCAAGCCAUGAACUGUGCGUGCCGGAUUGGACAAUCCAAGACUCUACAGAUUUACCGUCUGGUCGUUCGUGCAAGUGUGGAGGAACGGAUUCUUCAUCUUGGAAGGAAACAGUUGACGCUAGAGUAUCUGCGUGCAAGUACAUCUGGCUCUCAGAAGGAAGUUGAAGAUAUUAUCCGAUGGGGUAUUGAGGAGCUUUUCGCAGAAGAUAAGUCUGAAGAGUCUUUUGCUGUGUUUAAUGGGGAGAAUAGUGCUCGUGAUGAAGUUGGAAUGAAGCGAUCAGGUGAGAAAUGUGAGAAUUCAAGUGUCCUGGAUUUAGGGAGUGAAGGCAAGUCUAAAGAAGGAAUCGUUGUUCGAGAUAAAUUUCAAAAGAAAGUAAACGUUGACAAGGUGGUCUGGGAUGACUUCGCAGUCUCCCGAUUGCUAGGCAGGUCAGAGCCAGCAACUGCCAACGUAAAAGUGGCUGAAAGAGACCAAGACGGUGACUGGUUGGGUUCUAUCAAGACCUGGACCUGGAACGUAGUGGAUGGCGUGGUGCAAGUGGCCUGUGGGGAAAAUGCUGCAAAGGAUAUUGAAAUUGCUGAAAAGCCCAUUGUUUCUGCUGUUGGGGAGCAGAACAAGUGGGAGAAAUUUUUGCGAGCAAGAUGGGAGAGGUUACAAAUAAAAGAAGGUACACAAGGCCGUGGAAAGCGGGCACGGAAAGAUGUUUUCCACAAUGAGUCUAUGGUUUUGAAAUCGGUGCAGGAUUCUUCUGAUAAUUCGGAGGCAGAGUUGGAUGGAGAUCAUUUAUCUGAGUCUGUGUCUAAGUAUGGUCCUCUCUUCGAGCAGCUGCGUGGAAAGUUUCGAGCCAAUGAUCAAGUUUCAAACUUAGGGGAUGACUUUCAGCUAAACCCUGCAAAUGAUGGGAAACCUCUCAAUACAACUUUUAAGGCUCCAGCUUCUGCAUCUCCCAAUCCACUUGCAUCAUCAUUCUUUGAAGUUGCUACUCAUGAUGAUCAUCCGGAAAAAUGGAAAUCCAACUGUCAUGAUGACCUCUUGGACGGCUCGGCGAAAUCCAGCGCCGCUCAAGUUCCUGUCACUAUUGAUCUUGAAGACAAAUCAAGAACGAUGCCUUCCAUUUAUAUCAUCAAUGUAGAGCAGUCAAGAAAUGGUAAUGUGUCUUAUCCACAUAGGGUUUAUACUGUUCCAGGAACACCAGUGGGGCCAGCAGGGGAGCAAUUACCUUCCACUUCGAAGUAUCUUGUUCCUUUUUCACUGCUUUCCAAAGAACAGAUUGACCCUGAUUUGAGUAUACUAAGAAAACGAUUAGGCCGAUGUUCGCAAAGCAGCUCGAGUUCUCAAGCCAUUCGACCGCUGUUAUCACCAGCAAUUACAGGAACUUGCGGCCAACAUGGAAUAGGCGGGCACACAACCAUUAGAUCUGUUUUGUUUGACGGAGUAGCUGGAUCAAGGGCUCCUCGAGCAGGUAGUGAAAAGCGUGUCUCUGAUAAUCCUGGAAAUAGAAAGCCUGAUGGUGAAGUGCCACCACUCCAACCAGAUCCCUUCCAACGGCCUCAUAUUAGAGAGGAUCAAAAUUCUGUUAUGCUGUCGACUUCUGAGCUUCCUGACGUCCCUCACGCAAGUUCCAUAAAGGACGCUCGGGCUGCAACGCGGUCGAUGAAUACGCCUGAAUUACUCAGACGCAUUCCCAAUAAGAAAGGUGGGAACAUAUUACCUCCUGCGUCCACUGAUGGAAGAAGUUCCUCUCAAUUAUUAUCAAAUGGUACCUUACCUAAUGUUCUGAGAUCAAAGCAAUCGAGCCAGGGAUCGCCAAAUCUCUCUAUGUCUCUUGGUUUGGGGGGCUUAAACCUAACUAUCCAUGACCAGGCUUUACUUGUAAGGGCACGAGCUAACCACGAUUCCCGAAAUUUCGCUCGGUUACACAACAAAAUGGUUACUUCAUUAGGGGGUCCCAGUUUUUCAGGUGGUUUUGGAGAUGUCACUGGAGUUCACAUGGGGGAGACCUCAUUGGCUUCUGAUACUGUUGGUCAUCAUGAGGGAAGAUCCUUAGGUGGGGCUUUAAGUUUCCCAAGUUGCUCGCAAGAUAUUGUCGGCUUGCAUAGUGUGCACAAGCAUGAAAUGGGAAAGGAGAGUCUACCUUUCGGAGAAAAUGAUGCCAGGUUGAAGCAUGGUUCACAAGUUGAACCUUGGACUGAAGACGAGCUUGAUUCUCUGUGGACAGGUGUACGUCGUAUAGGCUGUGGCAACUGGGCAGCGAUGCUACUGGAUCAACGUCUGGUUUUCCACAAAAGCCGUACUUCCCACGAUCUAGCAGAGCGUUGGAGAGAAGAACAAUUAAAGUUGUUUGGAGCUCCACUCGCUGAGAUUGAAAACAAGCCCGUAAAACAGGGUUACAGUCCUUUGUCUGGUAGAGAAGAUGGAAUUGGUCAGAGAUACCGAGAUCACGCUUCGGCUAGUAAGGAAGGUGCAGUGAAGGAAACGAAAGAAUGUGCAGAGAGUUUAUUUUCUAAGGAAACCACAGACUUGAGCGGUACUCUGACGGUCAUUAAUCCCGGCUUAGGAGCUACCUUGGGGGAGUUCGACAGGAAGCAAGUAGUGAAGGGUCUGCGGGCAGUAGGUUUGUCGCAUUGUAGGUCAUCUAACAUGACGAGCAAUCCAGCUAUUGAUAGUGUGGAGUAUCCCAAGGUCCACGAGCCAUCCUCUUCUCUGGAACUAAUCAAUUCUGUAAGAUCCCAGGGUAGUUCUGCUCGCGAGGGCUGCAGUGCGACCAGAUCUGAGUUGGCUAUGGAGAGUCAUACCAACGAAUCUGAGAAGUGGGAAGGAACUACUAGUCGAAGACGUACUGAUAUCGCAAAAGAAUUGUUGCGGCAGUCGCAGCCGCAGAAGACGAAUUUGCCUGCCUCUUUUCUGUUAAAUCUCUCAUUCAAUCAAUCAACUGAUGCUCUGGAAAAGCAUUCGCAGGAGUUGUGGGACCAACAUACUCUGCCAUUGCUUCCACAGGUGUCAGCAUCUGGCUUGGGGUUAUUGGCGCAGAGCCCUAGUGGAGCGUUCCCUCAAAAUGCUUCGUUUAGCCUGCAGAUGCAGCAACCCAAUUUUUCACCCAGGGGAUUUCAUGAUUCAAGGGCUUCUCUAUCAUCUACUUUUGCGGAGCUAGAUAAAAGGAGGUUGAAAAUAGGACUUGGACCAUCCAAAAAUUCAGGCGCUAUACGUUCAAAUGAGGCCAACCAAAGCAUGCCUCAUGGGUUGCGUGAGGCUUUUAAACCUGAUCAACCCCCUCCAAAAGCUGCAAUAGAUUCUCCCAUGAUCACCGCUGUUGCCCAGGCCACCUCGUUCUUGUACAAAGAUUGUAUUCCCUUUCUGCCGCCUGUUGUGCACCCUGGCCCCCUGCCCACACCUCCAAAAAGAGCGGAAAGGAACAGAAAAAGAUCUGCUGCUGCGGAGGCUGAAAGUGGGCGUGGCACCGAAGCGCUUGCUGGAAGAAACGAGCUAAAUUUUUUGAUGUCUGGUGUUGAUGCCACAAACCCCUCCCUUUCUUCAUCCUUGCAACACUUUGCAUCUAGUUUGAAUGCGGGAUACAAUCCUGGAGGUCAAAUCGCUAGUGUUCCUUCUAUCUCAUCAUUCUCAAAACGCCAUGUUGAUUUCUCCGCUUUGCCCUCUUUAAACUCACCUGCCCAGCUUUCUUUCUCUAGAUCCUCGCCUGCCUUGGAAGAGUGGAUGUCUCUGCGCAAUCCAUCCUCAUUGCCUCCAUUAGCCCCGACUUUGAAUGAGUCUGUUACGGGUGGAUCGGUGCGGAACUUUCAUGCACAUAGCAAUGCCCAGGUUCUGGACUUCAAAUCCAUUGGAACCAACAUCGUCUUCUCAGCCAAGGAUGCUAAAGACGGUCGCCCUCAAAAUUCUAACUCAUUCUCUGUUAACAAGCACUUGCCGUUACUCAGAAAAGGUGACAGUGGAUCCAAAGAAGCUGCCCAUUUUAGAUGUAGAAAAGAAGCACUUACGGGGAGGCGCAAGGCAUGCGGUUUGCGGCUUGCAGUAAACAAGAUGCUCACCCACGAAGGGUCAUCUGACUCCCCCCACAAGCAUCAACAAGAUGGCAGUCUGGGAUUGCGGUUGCCCUGUUGGAUGAUAGCUGCUGACGUCAGUGCCAAGAGUCGGCAAAAUGCAUCUUCUAAAGCAUCUUCAAAGCACAUAAAUGGCGACUCCUCUAGUGAGACAGAAUCGGAUCCCCGAAUCCGUGGUGCAGGGAUGGCAGGGGACGACGACGUAUCAUCAAACGAAACAGUGUCGGAUGAUCGGACGCAGUAGAAGGUAGGCAAGAUUUAAAUUUUGACUGAGAAUUUAGGACCUUGUGUUUUAGGCAUGUCACAAGUGAACACUCUUUUAAGAACUUCAAGGACAACCUUCAUUCCAGUGCAUAUGCCUCACCUAUUACUGUCACCUCUGAUUUGACUGAUCUCCAAUGUGUGCUUGCUUCAGAGAGUAAUAGGUAGUAAGUAGAUCACCUUUCUCUUAACCUGGGAGAUGACAGGAAGUAUUUGUUCAUGUAAUUUGAUAGUCGUUAAUUGUAGUCCUAGCUCUUUCAAGUCUUUGAGAAUGAGCUUGUACAUAUAUGUUAAAAUUGUGCACAAAGACGAAGCUACUAUGUGCUGCUUGAAACUUUUCAGCAAGUUCGUCGAAGUUUGACGAACAAUUUGUAGAAAGGGUAGUUUAGGAGAUGACUUUACUGAAGUGUAAGGGGAUAACUUUAGAACAAUGGUUAUCUAGUAUGUGCAUCAGCAACCCUGAAA
Messenger RNA from Physcomitrium patens, 10359 nucleotides. Its product is annotated as protein CHROMATIN REMODELING 4. Gene Ontology annotation, cellular component: nucleus; chromatin. NCBI's taxonomy places the organism in Eukaryota, Viridiplantae, Streptophyta, Bryopsida, Funariales, Funariaceae. The record is from RefSeq and is a predicted model, not a curated record. Gene Ontology annotation, molecular function: DNA binding; chromatin binding; histone binding. Gene Ontology annotation, biological process: chromatin remodeling.